CAGAAACUAAACCUCCCGCUCUCAACAACAGCAAAUGCUUCAUACCACCCCUUUCCAGUGAUCUCCCUUAACAGACUUCUGUAAUUUGUCACUUCUAACUGCCAACACCACACUCACCCUGCCCUGAGCAUGGGGGACACUGAGCCUUUUCAGUUCCCUGUGGCCCUGGAGUGGGAUCUGGGGCCGGAGAAGCUGAAGAAACUAAAGAACAAGCUGCUUUUGUAUUUCCAGAGCAAGAGCAGAUCUAACGGAGGGGAAUGUGUGAUCAAGGAACCUGACUGCACCCAGGGAUAUGUCCUCAUCCACUUCAGACAAGAAACAGUUCAACAGCAGGUUCUGCAGAAAGAGAAUCACACCCUGACGUUAUCAGGUGGAAAGAAACUAAAGUUACAUGUCAAACUGCCUGGGGCAAUUCAUCCACAGGACAAGGCUGAAAAUAAUCAACAUUCACAAGAAAGUCUCCAAAACCUUGUUGUAGAGCAUCUGUCCCAUGGACCAAAUACAGGAUCCCACGAUUCCCCACCUCCAGUGAUUCUUAUCGGGAAUGUCCAGGACUUAUGUUCUCUUGAGAUGCUAAACCUCCUGGUGGAGAAUGUCAGCAGCAAACGAGAGGAUUUAGACUUCCACGUGGAGAUGAUUCCUGAGAUCUGCUCUGCUGCUCUCACCUUCACUUGUAACACUGAUAUCCUCAAUUUUAUGGAUGGCUUCUCCAGAAACCACAGGGUGAAACAACUGAAACUCACAGCAAUGCCUUUGGAGGACACUAAUAUUAUCAGGGCAGAGAAUCUGCCCCCAAACACAUGUGAGGAUCACCUGAUGAUUUACUUUGAGAGCCCACAGCAUGGAGCGGGCAGAGUUGAGCAUGUUGAACUUAUUCCAGAUGAGGAUGCUGCACUAAUCACAUUUCUUGAUAAAAGAGCUGCAGAGAUGGUGAUGGAGAAGAAACAUGUGUUUGGAAAGAGGCCGAUAUCAGUGUAUCCAUAUUAUGAGUCCCCAGGUAUAACUCUAUAUGGGAAGAAUGGGCCAUGUGUAACAUUACCCAAACCUCUGGAGGUGCCAAUCAGUCCUUAUGUACUAGAAUUCAUACUGGGACAUUCACAGAUAAAAGACAACAUAGACAAUAAGAUGAUAUAUAAAAAUUGCGAGAUCACAUGGCCAGAUACAAACUAUCCCAAUCCCACCAUUAAACUCUCAAUUCCCAACCCCAUAUUGUCUCAUCUCAGGACUAUGGCAAAAAUUGUGCGGACAUGGAACGAUCAGGUUUUCACCGAAUUCUCUGUUAUUAUGUCCAAGUUCAAAGCUGCAGAGUACAAUGUGAAUCCAUCAGUUUGGGAAGCCAUCAAAGGAGAAGUCGAAAGCUCCACAUAUGAGGGAGUCUUGGUCAAACCAGACCUUGCCAAACAGAAAGUCUUCCUUGUAGGACUCACCAAAGAUAUUAUUAAGAUAGAGGAUACUUUCAGGGAACUGAUAGAAAAUACCUCCAGGGAGAUUUAUAGACAAAAUGAAAGCUUGGCUAAAACCAUGCCACUCUCUCCUGCUCUCUAUGAAAUCAUGAAAAGAAACGGCCUUGAGACAAACCUACAAAAAUCAUUUCCAAAAGUAAAGAUCUCCUAUGAUGUAGAAUCAAAGAAUAUUGAGCUCUAUGGGCUGAAAGAGGAAGUGUUUGGAUCCCAAUGUGAAAUACUAAAAAUAGAAAAAGGUUUGAAAAGUAAACACAUUACUUUUAAGGGUCACGUGAUAAAUUUCCUGGUGGCAGCAGGCCACGAAAAACUCUCAUGUUUUCUCUUUAUACAGCACAAUAUUAAUGCAAUGUUUGAGAUUGAGGAUAAUGAAGUCACUUUGACUGGAUUCUCUGUGAAGGAUCUGUCAGAUGCAGAAGAACAAAUGAGACGUCAGUUAGUUUGUAAGCAACUUACUGUUGAAGACAAUAUGAUUAUUCAAAAACCCGAGUGGAAACAGUUAAAGGAAUAUUUGCAUGAAACCUUUAAUGCUGAGAGACAAACCAUUGUGAUCGAGGAGUUUCCCAGAGGAGCAGAGAAUCAGGUGGUUAUUGCUGGUCUGGCUCCCAGUGUAGAAAAAGCUUUCCAACAGAUCCAUGACUUUUUGGAGAAGAAUACUACCAUACAGGAGGACAUCAAGGUACAAUCAGUAGCGGUCAUGGAGUUUAUCAAGGAGGAGAAGAUACAAGAUGUGAAAAAAAUAACAAAAAAUAUUGAGAUUGAGAUGAAGCACCAGACUAUCUUAAUGUGGGGUCCAAGACUAUACGUUCAAGAAGCAGCUGGACUUAUAGAAAAUGUAUUGUCUUCUCUGCACUGGGAUGUGCUGCAGAUUAGGAAGCCGGGAGCCAAGAAGUUCUGCUUGAAGAACAAAGAGCUGCAUGUUACUACAGCAAAGAAUAAAUACAACUGUGUGAUACACUUACAAGAGGAUGGAGAAGAUGGAUUUAUAUCUAAUGUGGCAUGUGAGGGUGUACUCCAUUAUCAAGUGAACCUGCCAGGUCAAGUGACUAUUGCAGUAUAUCAGGAUGACCUGACCCAUCACUCUGUAGAUGUUGUAGUUAAUGCAGCCAAUGAAGAUCUGAGGCACACGGGGGGGUUGGCCCUGGCCCUACUGAAUGCUGCAGGGCCCAAACUACAAACUGAUUCUGAUCUCAUUAUUAAAACACGUGGUAGAUUAUCGACUAGUGAGUCAGUGAUUACUGAUGCUGGAAAUCUGCCAUGCAAACAGGUUAUACACACUGUAGGGCCCAGGUGGAACCCAGUCUGUCCAGGAAAAUGUGAUCGACAACUCCAGAAAGCAAUAACUAAUGGCUUAUAUCUGGCUGCAAGUAAAGGACACAGGUCCAUUGGGAUUCCAGCUGUCAGCUCAGGGAUUUUUGGAUUUCCAUUAAAAAGGUGUGUGAACCAUAUCCUGGAGUCCAUUAAGGAAUAUGUGGAGGAUAACUCUGCACACAGCAGCAUUAAGCAAAUCCAUCUAGUAGCUGAUAAAUUAACCACAGUCCAGGCCUUUGCUGAUGCUCUCAGAACAGAAUUUGAACAGCAGAAAGUUGGAUCAGCACCAAAAGCAUCAAGUUACGUCACAGUUGAAAAAUGUGAGAAGUCACCAGCCAGAAUCACGAACUCCCAGCAAAAGACUGUGACAACCAAGGAGGGGCUGAUAAUUAAGAUUAUCCAGAAGGCGAUUGAAGACUCCACAACUGAUGUCAUUGUGGACAACGUGGGGCAGAAUCUCCAACUAAACGAUUGGCAGAUAAGCAGUGCCUUGUCCAGACGGGCUGGACCUGAACUGCAGCAGCUUCUGUUGGAUGUCAGCCAAGGGGCAUCACUGCAUAUUGGAUCAGUGCUUUCUACCGACAGCUGCGACCUCAACUGUGUGAAGGUUUUUCAUGUUGUGAUGCAACAUUUUGACCACAAGGUACUCGGAAGAAGUAUAAAAACCUGCCUGGAGUUGGCUGAGCAACAGAGCUUGCAAUCAAUAUCAUUUCCAGCCAUUGGCACAGGAAAACUGGGUUACCCUAAGAAUCUGGUGGCAGCCACAAUGAUUGAUGUGAUUUCAGACUUCAGUGCUAGAAAUAAGGCACAAAGUCUCCGAGAAGUAAAUAUUGUCCUUCAUCCAAAAGAUACAGAGAAUAUCCAGGUAUUUUCCACUGAACUUCACCAGCGCUGCAGGGAUGAUUCCUCUAGUGAUAGAAACACAAACUCUGCUUUAGCAUUAGAUUUCUUUGGAACGGUGACAAGCCCAACUCUCGGGGUCCAUGAGAUGAGAAUUGGCCCCAUUACCUACCAGGUGAAGACCGGAGACAUAACCAAGGAAAAUACAGAUAUUAUUGUGAAUUCAACCAACAAUUCCUUCAACCUCCUAUCAGGGGUCUCCAAAGCAAUUCUGCAAGCAGCCGGACCGAGUGUAAUUUUUGAAUGUCAGCAGCUUGGGUUGAACCCUUCCUCGCCUUUUUCUUCUUCUUCAGCGAUGAGUAAGAUGUUUGCAGCAAUUUACGGGUCACAAACUAAGACAAGCUUCAUCAUGACUCAGGGUGGUAACCUUCAGUGCAAAAAUAUCAUCCAUGUGGUAGGACAGAGAGACCCGAAAUGUAUCCAGAGAUGUGUCCUGGACCUUUUGCAGGAGUGUAACAGACUGCAAAUGACUUCAGUUGCCCUUCCGGCCAUGGGAACAGGUGCAGGGGCUGUUGCUGCCAACGUGGUUGCUGACGCCAUGUUGGACGGAGUGGAGGAUUUUGUCAAAACACAAGCAGCACCAUCAGUUAAGACUGUUACAAUUGUAAUUUUCCAGCAGCCCAUGCUCAAUGACUUUUAUACGAGUAUGAAAGGAAAGGAAGGGACAGCCAUGUCACAGCCACAAUCCACAUUCAGUAAAUUAUACUCUUGGGUUCUACCAGCCAAGAAAAAGCCCACCCAGAAGUUGACAGCAUUUCAAUUAACUGAUAACAUUGAUCCAGCCAUUAUACACCUCUGUGCGGCCACUAAGAAGGAAGUCAUAGACACCAGGUUGUGGCUUGAGAAGUUAAUUUUAGAAGAGCAGUUUGAGAACGUUCUCCAGGAAGAGUGGGUUGGUGAUUUUGAAGAGACUGAGCGACAGACACUAUCAGAUUUACAGAAGAGGCUCCAGAUCUCUAUAGAGUAUGAACCUUCCACUUCUUCUGUAACAGUCUCAGGCCUCACGAGGGAUGUUAUGGAGGCAUCCAAAGAAAUCCAAGGCAUGAUAAAGCAAAUAAGGGACAAGAAAACCAAGGACCGUGAGGCUGAGCUGUGCGGUAACAUGGUAGAGUGGAGUUACCAUGAUGGCAGGAGAAUGGUCCCAUUUGAUAAACUAACAAACCUAAAACUAGAAGAGGCGGCAAGCGAGAAGCAGCAAUUUGUUACUGUGAGGGUGAAUGGAACAGAAUUCAUUGUUGAUGUACAAAAAAGAUCCGCUACAGACACUCAGGGAAACACCAAGGAGAUCGUACGGGUGGCAAAGCAUGGAGACGCCUUAAGUGUACCUCCUACCUGGGAUCCAAUGGUGAAAGAACAAGUUAAGAUGGUACCAUUGGUCGUUGGUUCCCCAGAAUACACUAGCGUUCAGGGGAAAUUUGCUCAGACCUGCAACAUGAGGAUCCUUAAGAUUGAGCGGAUCCAGAACCAAGCUCUCUGGCUAAACUAUCAGAUCAAAAAGAAGCAUCUUGACAACAAGUAUGGCAGCACCAACAAUGAAAUGCAGCUGUUCCAUGGUACCGACCACAAUACAGUAGGAAAUGUCAAUCACAAUGGGUUCAACCGCAGUUUUGCUGGAAGGAAUGCAAUUGGCAGUGGGACAUAUUUUGCAGUGAAUGCAAAUUACUCUGCACAGAACACUUACUCCAAACCUGAUGUGAAUAGGCACAAACAUAUGUACCUGGCGAGGGUACUGACGGGGCAAUAUUGCUGCGGCCAACCUGGAAUGAUUACUCCUCCUCCCAAGAAUCAGUCUGACCCAACAGAUCUGUACGACAGUGUAACAGAUAAUAUUAACCAUCCCUCCAUGUUUGUGAUCUUCAGUGAUAUCCAGGCCUAUCCCGAGUAUCUCAUCACCUUCGUAUGAGGAGCCUGGGGCUAACUAGACACACAUUCUGUACUUCAUUCAAUUGGAAGGGCCUUAGAUUUCCAGGGUCCCCUCAGUGCCUUUUUAUCAGGGGUGCCCAAAGGGUAGAUGGGGAUCUACCAGUAGACCUUUAGCUGGUGAUCAGUAGAUCUCAA
This is a messenger RNA of Xenopus laevis (African clawed frog), 5729 nucleotides long. RefSeq names its product deltex E3 ubiquitin ligase 3L S homeolog (gene dtx3l.S). The record is from RefSeq and is a predicted model, not a curated record. The transcript is spliced from 18 exons. Bases 130 to 5574 code for a protein of 1814 amino acids. Gene Ontology annotation, molecular function: nucleic acid binding; NAD+-protein mono-ADP-ribosyltransferase activity; NAD+ poly-ADP-ribosyltransferase activity. Gene Ontology annotation, cellular component: cytoplasm; nucleus. Gene Ontology annotation, biological process: negative regulation of gene expression; negative regulation of DNA-templated transcription; protein poly-ADP-ribosylation. NCBI's taxonomy places the organism in Eukaryota, Metazoa, Chordata, Amphibia, Anura, Pipidae.